Rotaria socialis is the source of this 753-nucleotide messenger RNA. The record is from the annotation of a GenBank genome assembly. NCBI's taxonomy places the organism in Eukaryota, Metazoa, Rotifera, Eurotatoria, Philodinida, Philodinidae.
AUGGAUCCAUUUUUGAGUAUAGAAGAACUUGCCCGAGAAUUCGAUACACCGAAUUUAACUGAUUGGAAAUUAUUUGCACAAAAUUCAUCUUUAAGUUGUUAUCGACGAACAAAUCAAAAAUUAUUUUAUUACAAAUUUUUCCACCAUCUUCCUGAUAUAUCGCCAGAUGUUCUACAUAAUGUCGUACUCGAUGUUGAAUAUCGAGUCGUUUGGGAUAAAUACCUUAAAGAAGGAAGAAAGAUUAAUGAUGGAGAUAAAAAUGGCAUUUAUUGGUUAUUGUCUAUGCCAUUAUUCAUGAGCAAUAGAGAUUAUACAUUUGUACAAGAAAAAGGUGAAUAUGAUAUUGGUGAUCGACAUUUUUACUAUGCUUCAACACACUGUGAAGAAUUUAAAAAUGAAUUACCCAGAAAAAAAAUUAUUCGAAUCGAAAAUUGUCAAUCACAAACAAUAAUUUGUACAGAUGGUGCCGAAGGUUCGAAAGCGGUAAUCUUGUAUUCUGAAGAUCCACGUGGUAGUUUUCCUAAAGCAGCUUGGAGUUGGGCUGCAAAAUUUGGAAUUCCAUUAUAUGCGAAAUUAACACAUAAUGCUUGUAAGACAUAUCCACAAUGGAUUAAAGAUAAAAAAAUAAUAGUACCAAAUGUGAUUGAAGAUGAUGCUGAUAGUGCGGCAGAAGAAACAGCUGCUGCUGCUGCUGCUGCUGCUAUGAUAUCACCAGAAGAUAGUGUCGCUGAUAAUGAUGACUGUCACAACUAA